Messenger RNA from Formica exsecta, 1883 nucleotides. RefSeq names its product tubulin alpha chain-like. Gene Ontology annotation, molecular function: structural constituent of cytoskeleton; GTP binding. The record is from RefSeq and is a predicted model, not a curated record. The transcript is spliced from 5 exons. Gene Ontology annotation, biological process: mitotic cell cycle; microtubule cytoskeleton organization. Lineage: Eukaryota; Metazoa; Arthropoda; Insecta; Hymenoptera; Formicidae. Bases 413 to 1756 code for a protein of 447 amino acids. Gene Ontology annotation, cellular component: microtubule; cytoplasm.
UUUUUAUUAAGCAAACGAUCCAAAGCUUUUAUAACAGCAAAUGGAGUAUAAUAUUCAUCGUAAUAUUUGUUAUUGUAUGAUUAGCGAUUUAAACUGAUACCUAUGAAUUGAUAUCUAACGUUUUCCUUAAAAUUUUCAAAAUUGGACUUACAUAUGUCAGAAUAAAAAUGUAUAUACUUAAUAUAUGUAUAUAAUAUUAAUAAAAAUAAUUUUUUUAAGAUAUAUAAAUAUAUAUAUUUUGAUACACUUUGGCAUAUAUAUACUUUUGUUAAUAUUAUUAUAAUUGAAAUUUUGCAUAAUUAUUCUGAUCGGUUUUUAUAUUAUUUAUUUUAUCAAUUAUUUAUUUACAGAUACAGGCUCUAAUCUUAAUGGCGAAAAUUCGACGAAAUUGGCAUUGCGCGAAUGUAUAUCGAUGCACGUGGGCCAAGCGGGCGUUCAGAUGGGCAAUUCUUGCUGGGAGCUAUAUUGUUUAGAACACGGAAUCCAGCCGGAUGGAACUAUGCCAUCCGACAAAGUCUCCGGUACGAAUGAUUGCUUCAACACCUUCUUCAACGAGACGAGUUCCGGCAAGAUGGUACCGCGCGCUGUGAUGGUCGAUCUCGAGCCAACUGUUGUCGAUGAAAUUCGAAUGGGAACAUACAAACAGUUGUACCAUCCGGAACAAUUAAUUACUGGUAAGGAGGAUGCCGCGAAUAAUUACGCUCGUGGUCACUAUUCCAUCGGGAGCGAGGUGAUCGAGUCGGUGAUGGACAGAGUACGCAGGUUGACCGAUCAGUGUACCGGUCUGCAAGGCUUCUUCGUUUUCCACUCGUUCGGAGGCGGCACGGGAUCGGGUUUCACAUCCUUGCUUAUGGAAAGGCUGUCCGACGACUACGGCAAGAAGAGCAAGUUGGAAUUUGUCAUAUAUCCGGCACCGCAAGUAUCUACAGCCGUGGUGGAGCCUUAUAAUGCGGUAUUAACGACGCAUACGACAAUUGGUCAUUCCGAUUGCGCCUUCAUGGUGGACAAUGAGGCAAUCUACGACAUUUGCCGGCGUAAACUCGGCAUCGAGCGACCCUUGUACGCGAACCUGAACCGGCUGAUUAGUCAGGUUGUGUCAUCCAUCACCGCAUCCUUGAGAUUUGACGGCGCCCUGAAUGUCGACUUGACCGAGUUCCAGACGAAUUUGGUGCCUUAUCCCCGCAUACACUUUCCUUUGGCGACCUAUGCCCCGGUGGUGUCGGCGGAAAAGGCGUAUCACGAGGGUAUGUCAGUUGCGGAGAUCACUUCAGAGUGUUUCGAGGCCAAUAAUCAGAUGGUCAAAUGCGAUCCGCGCGAGGGCAAAUACAUGGCCUGCUGCCUCCUGUACCGUGGUGAUGUCGUGCCUAAGGACGUCAACGCGGCGAUCGCCGCCAUGAAGGGCAAGAGUUGCAUCCGGUUUGUCGACUGGUGCCCCACGGGUUUCAAAGUUGGAAUCAAUUAUCAGCCGCCCACGGCCGUGCCAGGCGGUGAUCUCGCGAAGGUAUCGCUGCCAAUUGUUCAGCGAGCUGUCUCCAUGUUGUCCAAUACAACCGCUAUAGAAGAAGCAUGGGCCAAGCUUAAUCACAAAUUCGAUUUAAUGUACAAUAAGCGGGCGUUUGUUCACUGGUACGUAGGAGAAGGCAUGGAGGAACUCGAAUUCGCAGAAGCGCGCGAAGAUCUCGCAGCACUCGAAAGAGAUUACGAGGAAGUCGCCCUCGAAUCGCCAUCCACGCCUGACACACCAUUGGAGUAUUAAUGCGUGCAUUAAUCUAAUUUGGAGAAUCUUUCAAUAAGCCAGCAUGUGUAUUUUUUCGCUGCUCGACGACUAAGCAAAAAUUAUUACAUAGAAAAAUGUCACAUUACACUAUGCGUUAAAUUUUUUG